This is a messenger RNA of Lathyrus oleraceus (garden pea), 1143 nucleotides long. RefSeq lists its product as uncharacterized. The record is from RefSeq and is a predicted model, not a curated record. Lineage: Eukaryota; Viridiplantae; Streptophyta; Magnoliopsida; Fabales; Fabaceae. The transcript has 6 exons. Bases 59 to 865 code for a protein of 268 amino acids.
AUAAUACUUUAUCAAAUGUGAAGAAAGAAGAACUAACUUGAACUGAAUUAAGGGGAAAAUGAAAAAAUUGUCUCACACAAAACUCCUUAGUCUCUUUAGAUUUUCCUCUUUCUCUUCAACUUCUCGUUUCAACCACUUCACCACCUCCACCGCCACCGCCACCGCCAGUUUGAAAUCUGAUGCAGUAACAAGAACAAUACUGAAAUUGAAAGUAAAAGCCCUCAAACUUUCCCAAUCACAGCGUGCCUUCAUUUUUCAACCACCUCUCAAUCUUACUGCUAACUACCUCCGCAAUUUCCCCUAUUCUGGGAUUGGAUGCAUCCUAGGCGCGUCGGUUGCAACUGCGUCAACUAUUGCUUAUUCCAUGGAUGUAGUUGAGGAUGCUUUGUGGGAUAAUCGUCGUAACAAUUCACAAGAUCUUCUAGAGGAUGAAGAAAAUAUACAAGAUCUGUGGAAAGUAGUUGGAAAACUUUGGCUGCCAAUUUUGUUCUUUCUGACUGUGCUUACAAACUUGGAUAAUCCAUUUGCAAUAUUAUUCAUUAAACUGACGUUAUUCCUACACAGCACAAAGCCGAAUCCGUUCUCUGUUUAUGUUUCUGUUGAUCAGUUGUGCCAACAAUCUGUACGUGAAGAUACUAGUCUUUUUAACAAAAAGUCAGUAUAUGCCAGCAAAGUUGAAGUACAGGACUAUAAGCUUCUUUGUCUGGCUGAUGUUGAAGUAAAAGAUCACAAGUUUACUUUGGUUGGAAUUCUUGGUACAUGGUGGACUCUUCCGCAUUUACAGUCUUGGGAAGCACGGUGCUCUUUGGUUGGAAGAAGCAUCUUACUGCCAAGGAAUGAACAAGGAAAUCCUAUGUUGAACUGAAGAACUUACCCUUCCCAAAUUUUCUGUUGUGAAAGCCAUGAUUUUUUUUUUUUUUAUCUCUUGUUUCUAUUUUUAGGAAAAGAUUAGGGGUUAGUUUGUUACAAGGAGUGAGAGCUUAUUAUCAGCAUGGAUCAAACUCAGAACCUCCUUACUAUUUAUUUCUUCAGCAUUCCAACUCAUAACUGGACUUCACCUGUAAAGUUUUUUCUUUUUGUUCUUGAAAAGGGCUUACCCUUUCCAAGUCUUAUAUUAUGAUCAACAAGUUCAUCUUUUUAUAA